This is a messenger RNA of Blepharisma stoltei, 264 nucleotides long. The record is from the annotation of a GenBank genome assembly. Lineage: Eukaryota; Ciliophora; Heterotrichea; Heterotrichida; Blepharismidae.
AUGCCAGGACAAGCUAAGAUAUCCAAGACAGCAGUUGGUACUUAUCCUUUUUCCAAACCUUUUGAUAGGUUUGGGGAUUUGCUAUUUGGCUAUGGUGCAAAGGAAAAGUUUUAUCAAUAUUUUGGGUUCAAAUCGGCAGCAAUAAAUGAAGAUUUCAGUAUCAUUACGUUAUAUGAUGGUACAAACUCCUCGAUGCAACAGGAACUUGUCCAAUGACUUGCGCAGAAUCAACUUGCCACCCGACUCAGAAGUGUCUCAGCCUAA